GACGUCCAACGUCGACCAUACAUAUAACAACUACCAGUUUUGACAGUUUGAAUCCAACUCCAAAAUUGAUAUGGCCGUUAAAAUCUCCCCGCAGUCCUAAAAUGUAUCUCCAUCACUCUCUCUCCACCUCCAACAAUCCUUCUUCUCUCCUCCUUAGCUUAGCUUGUGUCUCAUUUGUCGAUAAUAGCAAUUAAUGAAGCAAUGUCGUCUGCAGAGAAGAACAGCAUGGCGGGCAACAUGGUCCACCCGGAUCCCAACUUGUCGUCGUCGAGCGGCGACAUAGACGAGUACCGCAACAGCAGCUUCAACGGGUACGAGCCGAACCGCAAUAGCGGGGAGGGGUCCCCGAUGAUGAUGUCGCCGUGGAACCAGCCCGGCGGCGCGUGGUCGGCCCCCAGCAAGAACUCGUCUCAGCAACUGCAGAACAGCCUGAUCGGCUCCCUGGUCCGCGAGGAGGGCCACAUAUACUCCCUCGCCGCCAAGGACGACAUCCUCUACACCGGCUCCGACAGCAAGAACAUCCGCGUCUGGAAGAGCAUGAAGGACUUCUCCGCCUUCAAGUCCAACAGCGGCCUCGUCAAGGCCAUCAUCAUCGCCGACGACAAGAUCUUCACCGGCCACCAAGACGGCAAGAUCCGCGUCUGGAAGAUCAGCCCCAAGAACCCCAGCGUCUACAAGCGCUCCGGCACCAUGCCCACCUUCUUCGACAUCUUCAAGGCCUCCAUCAAGCCCGGCAACUACGUCGAGGUGCGCCGCAAGCGCAGCGCCGUCUGGAUCAAGCACGCCGACGCCAUCUCCUGCCUCAGCAUGGACAAGGACACCGGCUUUCUCUACUCCGCUUCCUGGGACAAGACUUUCAAGGUGUGGCGCCCCGAGAAUUCCAAGUGCAUGGAGUCCGUCAAGGCGCACGACGACGCCGUCAACUCCGUCGUGGCCAGCACCGCCGCCAUGGUCUACACGGGCUCCGCCGACGGCAAGGUCAAGGCGUGGAAGAGGGAGCAGAAGGGGAAGGCCUGCAAGCACACGCUCGUCAAGACGCUGCUCACUCAGGAGUCGGCCGUGACGGCGCUGGCCGUGAGCGACUCGGACAAGGUGGUGUACUCGGGGUCGUCGGACGGGGUGGUGAACUUCUGGGAGGUGGAGAAGCAGCUGUCGCACGGCGGCGUGCUGAAGGGGCACAAGCUGGCGGUGCUGUGCCUGGCGGCGGCGGGGAGCUUGGUGUUCAGCGGGUCGGCGGACAAGACGAUAUGCGUGUGGCGGAGGGAGGGGCAGGCGCACACGCGCCUCUCGGUGUUGACAGGGCACACGGGGCCGGUGAAGUGCCUGGCCGUGGAGAAGGACAAGGAGUCCGCCGCCGAGGAGAAGUGGGUGGUGUACAGUGGGAGCCUCGAUAAGUCUGUGAAGGUGUGGAGCGUGUCGGAGAUGGCGCCGGACAUGCAGCAGAUUCAAAAUGGGAAUUUUGAUUGGGAUUCCAUACCGUCGGCCAAAUAUUGACGACUCACAUCAAUUCUUGAGGUAACUAUAUAUGUGUAAUAUCGAUGACUCGUAGAUUUCAGUUUCUACUGCUACCUAUUGUAUUUAGUUGAUUAUUUUCUUUCCCAACUCUUUUCCUGUUUCCAACUUACUUUUACAUCUUUUUAUCCUUUA
This is a messenger RNA of Salvia miltiorrhiza (redroot sage), 1647 nucleotides long. Its product is annotated as protein JINGUBANG-like. Lineage: Eukaryota; Viridiplantae; Streptophyta; Magnoliopsida; Lamiales; Lamiaceae. The transcript has 2 exons. Gene Ontology annotation, molecular function: protein binding. Bases 202 to 1494 code for a protein of 430 amino acids. The record is from RefSeq and is a predicted model, not a curated record.